Molecule: messenger RNA, 3483 nt
Organism: Chiloscyllium plagiosum (whitespotted bambooshark)
Lineage: Eukaryota; Metazoa; Chordata; Chondrichthyes; Orectolobiformes; Hemiscylliidae
Gene: fbxw9
Product: F-box and WD repeat domain containing 9
Molecular function (GO): protein binding
Source: RefSeq, a predicted model, not a curated record
GUCACCUGAGGCGGGAAUUGAACCCGGGUCUCUGGCGCUGCGAGGCAGCAGUGCUAACCACUGUGCCACCCUAAUUAAUUUAUAUUGGACUGAGUUUCUCUGCAAGUAGCUUCUGACAUGGAGAGGUCACUGUCCUGUUUUGAUUCUGAAAUGAGUCCAGUUUCUCUUCCCCAGGCCGUACAAAUUUUUCCCUUUCUGCAUUUAUCUGGUUCCUUUUUGAAAGUUCUGAUGGUGUCUGCUUUCACAGCCCCUUUAGGCAGUGUGUUCAGGAUCACAACCCACUACUAUGUCGAUUGUUAUUUUCUCCAUGUUGUUUCUCAUUAUUUUAUCAUUUAGUUUAAAUGUGUGUUGCUGAGCCACCCAUUCACAUACUCUGAAUUAAUUCUACCUUUACUUAUUCGUAAUAUCAAACAUCUCUCCCCUGAGAGCAGAGAAGAAACUGAUGUCUAAAAAGUGAAGACUUGCCCGUUCUCCUCCCAUCAAUGGCUUGUGUUCCACUGAGACUGGAGCAGUGAAGAAAUUAUGACGAGUGAGUCUCAUGAUAGACUGAGCACCCAGCCCCAUCAUACCCUGGAGGGUGAGUCUGACCUAGAACAGGAGGAUGAGCUGGAACUCCAGGCCCAGGAGUAUGUGGACCGGGUGUGGAACCCUGAAAUGUCUGGCCCCAGACCCCAAAGCUGUCCCCCAGAGCCAAGCAGCGAGACCCAGACUCGCAUCAGCAAAUCAAGUGCAUCAGACUUGAACGUGAAACUGCGUUCCAGCCAGGUGCUGGCUGGGGACACUGAUCAGUCAGGUCUGUUGUCCCUCCCCUGGGAGCUGGUGCUGGAGAUCUGCUCCUACCUGGAUGCCAGGUUUGUGCUCGGAGUGUUGCCGUUGGUUUGUCGAGCGUUCCAGUACGUCCUGACUGAUGAGGUGACUUGGAGAAUCCGGGCCCAGAAGAUCUUGGGGAUGAGCUACCCAGUAUUGGAAGGAAAGGAAUUUGAUUGGCCAUCAGCUUGUAUUGAGCUUGAGGAGCAUCUGUCUCUUUGGUCCACUAGUAAUCCAAAGGUUCAACAUUUCUCAUUGAAUGAUGGACAUUUUGCCUCAGUCGACACCGUCUUGUUGAUUCAGAAUGCUUCGCUGUGUGUUUCUGGAUCCAGGGAUCGGAAUGUGAAUAUCUGGGACCUGCGACGUUUAGGACAGGAUGGGGAAAAGGUGCUGGUGAAAACUCUCGGAGACCAACCACGGGGGACACACAGGGGUUGGGUUUGGGCUCUUGCAGCACAGGACCACAUACUCUGCUCUGGAUCCUGGGACAGUAGCGUCAAGCUCUGGGACAUGGCUUCAGAGGGGGCAGGAGUGCGAGAGAUCAGGGGGAAGGCAGCUGUGCUUUGUCUGGUUUACCGGCCUGAUGUACUGGUUACUGGAACAUAUGACAAGACUGUCACCUUGUAUGACCCACGAGCUGGUUACCCAAUGUUGUCCAGUUGGAAGCUCCACUCCAGCGCUGUGCUGUGUCUCGCUGCCAAUGACCACUUUGUCCUUUCAGGCAGUGAGGAUCGGACAUUAGUCGUGGUUGAUCGACGAACAAAUCACAUUCUCCAAAAGCUUCAGUUGGAUUCCUAUCUAUCGACCAUGUCUUACGCUCACGGUGAGCUGUGGGCUGGGGACAAGUGGGGACUGGUCCAUGUCUUUGACGAAAAGGGUGGCAGCUUCCAACACGUCAAGUGUUUUAAUGUUGGUCACCGCUCACAGCUCACAGGAAUCAAGCAUUCCCUUGGAACCUUGUACACUUCAUCAACUGAUAAAAGCAUCAAGGUACAUGUGCCAACAGAGCCCCCACACACAAUUUGCACUUUACCACACGUUGAUGUAAUGAAUGGGAUCAGUGUGGAGGGAGACAUCUUGGCAGCUGCUUCUGGAUCGAUGUCUGUGGAAAUCUGGAGGAGCAUAAAGUGACCAAGAGACUGGUUUGAGUUUGGAGUGUGGUUCGGGUUCCUAAGGGACACUCGGUUGUCAGACCACCCCACCUUUACCAGGGCUGCAAGCAGGCGACUGGUGCUCUUGGCAGGAGGGGGUGGUUCCCCCUCUUAAACACACCUACUCAUGUCAUGUGACUGCAAACUCCUCCCUCCUGCCAAAUGUCCUAAUGCAUUAAAUUCCUAUUGAUCGAGACACUUUAUACAUUAAUAUUGUUAUGGUCGUCACUUGCAUCCCACACUUCCAUGGUGACGGUGGAAGGUGCUGGUACUGUAGAAUUGAGUGCCCAUGGCCAGUGAAUUGGGCCACAGUUUUCCUUCAGCCUCUGUCCUGGGGUGAGUUUCUGGAAAGCUCUGACUGUUUAUCCCUUUGUGAGCCAGUGCACUCCCACAACCAAGCAGAGACAGUACAAUGUGUCUGUGGAACGGUUGACCCACAGAUCUUGCUGCUGUGUGAUUGAGAAAAUAACACAUUUCACAGGGUUAACACUAGCCAUUGGGUCAGUGCCACUCACUGAGACCUGUCGUGAGUAUUAAACCUGCAGCACUGACUGGUGGUUAAGCUGAGCACUGGUAAGUGGUAAUCUCCCAAUGUCAUGGCAACUACACCGUGUAGACCCACCCCCCGAUCCAGGUCAGGUCCCUGUGAUGGGGUUUGGGCUGUAGUUUUUGGCAGCCUGUGCUCUGUAAGUUGGUGAUAUCAACAGGAACCUCAGGUGCUGCAGUUCCCCAUCUGUCGGAUUUCUCAGGCUGGUGUCACAGCCCAAGAUAAUGCAUGUUCAAAUCCCUCUCACAGCUUCGGUGCUCAUAUCCAUGAGCCGAGCCGAGCCAAGCCAAGGGAGUACGGUGCUGCCAGAGCCGCCAUUAGGUUGAGAUGUGAAUCAGAGGUGCUGGGUUUCCAGUUGCGUGGAUGUAGAUGAUCCCAAACACUACAUUACAAAGGAGUUAAAUAAUGACUUUUUAAACAGUUGUGAAAUGUUGACAUGAAAACAUGCACACGUCCUGACGAAACAUAUAUCCCUGAACCAACAUCACGAAAACAGAUUCUCUGGUGAUUUACCUCAUUGCUGUUUGUGGAAUCUUGCUGUUCAAAUUGGCUGCUGUGUUUCCAGAGUUACCAAAGUGAGUGUGUUUGAAAAGUACUUUGUGAGCUUGUAAACAUUGUGAUUAGAAAUGCAAGUUUUAUUCUUUUAAUAUUUGCUGACCUGGAGCAUUCCUUUGUUGCCGUUGUGAGAUUGACUGGAUUUACUACUGUGUUUCUGGAGCAGAAAUACAAUUUAAUUAAGGUAUAACCUCUCUAACACGACGAGGCACUGAGGCACAGGUCGGGUUUGUCCCCUCUCCAUAUGUAUCAUGUUACAAAUGGAGAGAGGGAGAAGUGUUUGUUUAAAGACACAGGCACCCAGUAUUCUCUCUCAUCCACAGAGCAGCAGCUCAACAAAAAAAGCAGCGUUGCACAAAUGGCAGAAAAUUACUUGAACUGGGAGAAUAUUAAUUAAUAAAGGUAAAAGAUGUGAACAGCUGA